CCUUGUGUUCAUGAGUUCGUGUUGUGGGAUCUGUCAAAAUUAUAUAAAUACGGUGUUUGUAAUAAGACUUAUUGUUUCUAUCUGAUUACGUUUUGAUACGCGGUUUUAUUAGUGUUUACGCGAUGGGUGAUAGCGUAGAAGCAAGGCCAAAGGCUGAUGACAACAGGCUGAAACCUGCGAUACGCAGCCACCAGCGCACACCAUCAGGGUCUCGGGAUUUUAAAGAAGCAACAAAGCGAGAUGCUCUCGCCAGGCUGGAAGUGGAACUGGAGCGGCUGCUGGCAGCCUUGCCCGAGAACAAGCAAAUGCUCGUUGAGAAGGAGUUCAGGGGUUUCAAGAAUUUGUUCAGCAGAUUCUUAGCUGAACAGGGUCCAUCUGUGACAUGGGAAAAGAUCGAGAGGCUUCCCGAGGGUGCUGUCAUAGACUACUCCACACUGAAAACGCCGACCACAGACAACAUCCACCACAUGCUGGACAAGUUGGUAGUGGUCAAACUCAACGGUGGUUUGGGUACCUCUAUGGGUUGUAAAGGACCAAAAUCAGUUAUUCAAGUGCGGAACGAAUUGACCUUUUUAGAUUUGACUGUACAACAAAUCGAGCAUCUUAACAAAACUUACAAAUGCAACGUUCCGUUGGUACUGAUGAACUCCUUCAACACGGACGAAGACACGCAGAAGGUCAUCAGAAAAUACAAAGGUCUCAAGUUGGAAAUCCACACAUUCAACCAAUCCUGUCACCCGCGUAUUAACAGGGAGUCCCUGCUGCCAAUAGCUAUGAGCCCUGACGUGCACUCCAACAUCGAAGCUUGGUACCCACCCGGUCACGGCGACUUCUACGAAUCCUUCUACAACUCCGGCCUCCUUCAGAAAUUCAUCAAGGAAGGCAGAACCUACUGCUUCAUCAGCAACAUCGACAAUUUGGGAGCCACCGUCGAUAUGAAUAUCCUCGACCUGCUCCUCAACCCAGAACAGAAAGCUCAAUCAGAAUUCGUCAUGGAAGUGACCGACAAGACGCGAGCUGAUGUCAAGGGUGGAACUCUCAUACAGUACGAGGAGAAGUUACGUCUUCUAGAAAUCGCGCAAGUACCGAAGGAGCACGUCGACGACUUCAAGUCAGUCAGCCAGUUCAAGUUCUUCAACACCAACAACCUCUGGGCGAAGCUGGACGCGAUACAGAGAGUCGUCGAGCGAGGUUCCCUGAACAUGGAAAUUAUCGUCAAUAACAAGAGUCUCGCGGACGGAGUCAACGUGAUCCAGCUCGAAACGGCAGUCGGCGCGGCCAUGAAGUGCUUCGAGGGAGGGAUAGGGGUCAACGUGCCGAGGAGUAGAUUCUUGCCAGUGAAGAAGACGUCGGACUUGUUGCUCGUGAUGUCCAACCUGUACAGCCUGUCGCACGGGUCGCUGGUCAUGUCCCCGCAGAGGAUGUUCCCGACGACGCCGCUCGUCAAAUUGGGGGACAACCAUUUCGCGAAAGUCAAGGAAUUCCUGAACCGAUUCGCGACCAUACCGGAUCUGAUCGAGUUAGACCAUUUGACUGUGUCCGGAGACGUGACCUUCGGCAGAGGAGUCUCUUUAAAGGGUACCGUUAUAGUAAUCGCGAACCACGGAGAUCGAAUCGACAUACCCUCCGGGGCCCUGCUCGAGAACAAAAUAGUGUCGGGCAACCUACGUAUACUGGAUCACUAGGGAAAUUGAACUUUACGUUAUUGUAGUAGGAUUGAAUUUACAUUAUAUUUAGAUAUUUACACGUUACACGUUUGAAUGAAAAACACACAAAACAUAAAAAUAUAUUUAUUAAAUGAAUUGAUAUCAGAAUUACAAACCAAGAGUUCUAAAAUUAUGAAUGGUUAAUUUUAAUCUCAGAUCGUUCAUUGAACAAAUGUAUUUGCAAGCUGCUCAUUCGAUAAGCACAGACAAACUGGUUUUGUAGCUGUUAUCGAAUAUAUUGUGUUAUGUACGCGCGACUUAUGGAUAAGUCGCUGUUGUCUAUGGCUCAAUGGCUUAACUUCGAAAGUGGAUUUGUGAGAUAUAUCGGGGGUUUUCUUUUAAUCGAUAAAAAAAAUUAAAUUAUAAUAUAAAUGUUCUAUAAUUAUUAUUUAUUUAAUUAGAGAUUGAUAGACAGAUAUAUAUGUAUAUUAUUGGGCUCAAAGCAAUCGUUUCGCGUUUUUUUAUAAAGUAAUUAUAAAAUAAUAUAUAUAUUUUUUGUUAUCUGUGCAUUAAUUUAUGUUUCUUAAUUAUCAAAUGAUUUAAAAAAAAAUGGGGUAAUAUAUGCGAUAUAUAGUUGUUUUUUUAAAUAUAUAUAUGUAUGUAUAUAUAAACUAAUUUCUGCAAUGUUAUACCUCUGUGGGGCGCGGCAGGAGGUCUCUUCGAUAUAUUUAUUGGGGAGUGGAGGGCUCGAACUCUGCUUGCACUUCGUUUGUUGUGCAAAGAGGAUCUAUAACUGAAACCACAGUUAAUCGGCUCUGCUUUAAGCCUUUUUUUAUAUAAAUAGUUCUCUUCUACUACGACUUUAUUGAGUAGUUGUCGAUUGAACCGCAGCCAGCUUGCAGUUCGAUAUAAUCGUGAAAGAUCCCAAUAUAAAAAAGCGAAUCGCGAUUUAUAUUGGGAUAACCUGACCCCAGUUUUUCGUAGUAUUCUCUGUGUACGUGUUUUUUAAGACAUAUUUAUAUCGGUUUUAUUUUGGGUAGAAUAAGCUGAAUGCCUCACGUAUUAUACAUACGAUUGUUAACGCUGGGCGAUACAUGUAGGAACAAAUUAAAUGUAUUUUUAAUUGUUGGAUUAAUAUGCUGGAAGGCAAGUCUCGAAGUUGGCUGAGAGAGGCUAUUCUUUAGGAACAAACUCGGUUAUCGGUUGAAUACGGUCGUGUGGUAUGUAACCUUUUUGCAUCAAAAUAGCGUAUCACUGUCCGUUUUCAAAUGAGUGAGAAGUGAGUUACAGAAUAAGCGGAAACGACAGCGAACAGUUAAAAGUGCACAAGGAUACUGUUAAUAUAAAUGUUUUUGUAAAAUUUUCUACUCUCUCGUGAUUUUUUUUGUAUAGCUUAGAUUAAACUUUUAAUAAUAUUUAUUAAUUCGUACCGUUUUGCUGGAAAUUGUGCCAUUACUUAAAAAAUUCUAUUUUGUAUAUUUAUCUUGUUAAUAAAUAUUUUUUUUUCAAUA
Molecule: messenger RNA, 3157 nt
Organism: Vanessa tameamea
Lineage: Eukaryota; Metazoa; Arthropoda; Insecta; Lepidoptera; Nymphalidae
Gene: UGP
Product: UTP--glucose-1-phosphate uridylyltransferase
Exons: 7
Coding region: 123-1685 (520 amino acids)
Biological process (GO): UDP-alpha-D-glucose metabolic process; glycogen metabolic process
Cellular component (GO): cytoplasm
Molecular function (GO): UTP:glucose-1-phosphate uridylyltransferase activity
Source: RefSeq, a predicted model, not a curated record